CCGCUGUAUAGUGCAGACCACGUGGAAUGAGUUGGAUCUCGGAGGCGAGCGAAUGCUCCAAAUUAGAGCUGCUUUUCAAACCACGCUUUGAAUUCAGGAUUUAAGGAACCAAAGUGUCAGCAUCCCUUUUUCCUCCCCCCUCUGCAGUUUUGUUUUUCACAGAGGAAAUCCUAAAUGCAUUAACACAUAACUUGCCCGUGCUGGGUUAGACCCCAGCGGUAAAAUCCGUUCUGCCCUGCCCGCAGGCUGCCUGCAGAGCUCUGAGCCUCCUGCAAGCUGCCCCUUUGCAGCCUCAGCAGCCCCCAUCCUCAAUCCUGCAAAUGCAUCCCCUUGCCGGGCGAGGGUCGGGAUGUGAACAUGCAUCCCGAGUGUCCCCGAAAACCCAGGUGGGGUGCUGGCUGGGUCGGGAACACCGUCACAGGGGAGGAGACGAUGUUGACUCGCGUUGUUAUAUUUCGGGUGUGAGAUAAACAACUUCUUUCUCUUGCGUUUAGGUCAGUGGUGGAGCAUGGUCCAGCCAGCCAGGAAAACAUGACGGCCGCCAGCUGGAGGAGUGUCAGCGCCAUAUGUGCUUCUGCCUGGAGCCCGAUCGAGGGAGCAAAGCCCCUCUGCCACGAUGGUGGGUCUGAAGCCCCCCGAGGUGCCCCCGACAGCCGCCAUGAAGUUCGUCAGCGCCGGGAUGGCCGGCUGCAUCGCCGACCUCUGCACCUUCCCCCUGGACACUGCCAAAGUGCGGCUGCAGAUCCAAGGCGAGGUGCGGAUCCCCCGGAGCAUCGGCACCGUGGAGUACCGGGGCGUUUUGGGGACGCUGAGCACCAUGGUGAGGACGGAGGGACCCCGCAGCCUCUACAGCGGGCUGGUGGCCGGGCUGCAGCGGCAAAUGAGCUUCGCCUCCAUCCGCAUCGGGCUGUACGACUCGGUGAAGCAGCUCUACACCCCCAAGGGUGCCGAAAGCACAGGGCUGGCAGCGCGGGUGCUGGCGGGCUGCACCACGGGGGCGGUGGCGGUGACGUGCGCCCAGCCCACCGACGUGGUCAAGGUACGGUUCCAGGCCAACGGGGCGCAGCCGGACGGCGUCCGCCGGUACAGCGGCACCGUGGAUGCCUACCGCACCAUCGCCAGGGAGGAGGGCGUCCGCGGGCUCUGGAGAGGGACGCUGCCCAACAUCGCCCGCAACGCCAUCAUCAACUGCGGGGAGCUCGUCACCUACGACCUCAUUAAGGACGCGCUGCUGCGGACGCACCUGAUGACAGACAACGUCCCCUGCCACUUCAUGGCCGCCUUCGGGGCCGGCUUCUGCGCCACAGUGGUGGCGUCACCGGUGGACGUGGUGAAGACGCGGUACAUGAACGCCGGUCCCGGGCAGUACCGGAACGUGCUCAGCUGCUUCCUGGCCCUGCUGAUGCAGGACGGCCUCGCCGGCUUCUACAAGGGGUUCGUCCCCUCCUUCCUGCGGCUCGGCUCCUGGAACGUGGUGAUGUUCGUCUCCUACGAGCAGCUGCAGCGUGUCGCGGUGCUGGCCCGGUCAGCCCAAUCCUGACCCCCAUCCCACCCCAGCCCCUCUCGCCAGCGUUGGCGAGACACAGGAGUAAAUUAUAUUAAUUGCUGAAGCGGCGAGGGAGCAGUGACGCUGAACACCCCCAGCCCGACAGGGAUCCCCCCAAAAGGGACCGGCGAGAUGAAAGGACAAAUGACGAUGUUUGUGGAGAAAUGUGGAAAAACGGAGGUUUCCAGAGCGGAGUUGAGGGAGGAAGAAAAAAGUUUAUGGGUUUUCCAGGCGGGAAGAGCAUCGCUUCCCAGUGGCAGCGGCAGGAACAAGGCGAGCAGCGUGAGCAGAUGGAACCGAUUCGAAGGCUGGGGGAUGCGGCGAUUCCUGUUGUUCCUUAGUGACGCUUCCAAUAAACCGCCCCUAUGGGGUCUGAUCACAGCA
Harpia harpyja (harpy eagle) is the source of this 1930-nucleotide messenger RNA. RefSeq names its product mitochondrial uncoupling protein 3-like. Gene Ontology annotation, cellular component: mitochondrial membrane. NCBI's taxonomy places the organism in Eukaryota, Metazoa, Chordata, Aves, Accipitriformes, Accipitridae. Gene Ontology annotation, molecular function: oxidative phosphorylation uncoupler activity. Gene Ontology annotation, biological process: response to cold; adaptive thermogenesis; mitochondrial transport. The transcript has 7 exons. Bases 617 to 1540 code for a protein of 307 amino acids. The record is from RefSeq and is a predicted model, not a curated record.